Symphalangus syndactylus (siamang) is the source of this 5437-nucleotide messenger RNA. It is a transcript of the gene RCC1, whose product is annotated as regulator of chromosome condensation 1. Gene Ontology annotation, cellular component: cytoplasm. Gene Ontology annotation, molecular function: guanyl-nucleotide exchange factor activity. The record is from RefSeq and is a predicted model, not a curated record. NCBI's taxonomy places the organism in Eukaryota, Metazoa, Chordata, Mammalia, Primates, Hylobatidae.
CGUUCAACCGCCCUCUUGGAGACAGCUUCGCAGUCGUCGCUUCUUAGUCUUGCACCACUGCAACCUCCGCCUGUUGGGCUCAAGCAAUUCUCCUGCCGCAGCCUCCCGAGUAUCUGGGACUACAGGCCUGUACCACCACGCCCGGCUUGUUUUUGUAUUUUUAGUAGAGACGGGAUUUCACCAUGUUGGCCAGGCUGGUCUCCAGCUCCCGACCUUGUGGUCCGCCACGCCAGGCCGAAGAUUUUCAUAAUUUGGAAGCAUUACAUUUCGUAAUUCUGCUUUCUCGUAUUUUUGUGAUUUGGGUCAUUUUUAUUUAUUUAUUUAUUUUUAUUUUUAUUUUUUUUUAGGAUUACAGGCCUGAGCCAUCGUGCCUGGCCGAUUUGGGGGUAAUUUAACGAGUCCACGUGUUUCAUUUGAAUUUAGGAUAGCUGGGCCUAAUUGUUGUCUUUGCUUCUGCCCUACCUUCCGCAUAGUACUAACCGCCUAUUGAAAAGUAAUUAGAAUAGCUGAAUAUGACAUGUUACCAGUCUAGAAACCGAUUUUUUUUAACACCCCACUGUGGACAGGGUGGAAACUCGUUUGUAUUCUUGUUUAAGAUCUGUAGUAACAUGAAUGGAUUAAACUGUUUCCUAUUAGAUUCUGUAAAUGUAUGCGUUACACUGAUUGUCCAACGUGGAUACACCCGGGAGGUCACUCUCCCCGGGCUCUGUCCAAGUGGCGUAGGGGAGCAUAGGGCUCUGCCCCAUGAUGUACAGUCCCUUUCCACAACGUUGGAGAUAAAGCUGGGCCUCGUGUCUGCGCCUGCAUAUUCCUACAGCUUCCCAGAGUCCUGUGGACGAUGACUGGGGAGACAAACCAUGCAGGAAACAGCCUUCUAGAGCCCUGAAUCUGGAUUGAAGUCUUCUGUUUUGUUUUGUUUUGUUUUGUUUUUGGGAGAUGGAGUGACGCUCUGUCACCCAGGCUGGAGUGCAGUGGCGCACUCCACUGUAGAGUUGGGGUUUCACCAUGUUGGUCAGGCUGGUCUCAAACUCCUAGUCUCGUGAUCCGCCAGCCUCUGGGCUCCCAAAGUUCUGGGAUUACAGGCGAGAGCCACCGCACACAGCUAGAUUGAAGUCUUAAUACAUGUUUAAGAAAAAUUGGCGGCCGGGCGCGGUGGCUCACGCUUGUAAUCCCAGCACUUUGGGAGGCCGAGGCGGGCGGAUCAUGAGGUCAGGAGAUCGAGACCACGGUGAAACCCCGUCUCUACUAAAAAUACAAAAAAAAUUAGCCGGGCGUGGUGGCGGGCGCCUGUAGUCCCAGCUACUCGGAGAGGCUGAGGCAGGAGAAUGGCAUGAACCCGGGAGGCGGAGCUUGCAGUGAGCCGAGAUUGCGCCACUGCACUCCAGCCUGGGUGACACAGCGAGACUCCGUCUCAAAAAAAAAAAAAAAGAAAGAAAAAUUGGCUAAAAAGUAGCCAGGCAUGAUGAUAGGUAGCUGGAGGCAGGAGAAUAGCUGGAGCCCAGGAGUUCGAGGCUGUAGUGACCUAUGAUUGUGCCACUGCACUCCAAACCCAGGCGAUAGCGUGAGGCCCCUCGUUGAAAAGGAUUAGUGUUUUGCUGUACUGAUUAAUAUCUUGUUUUGCAGGAUUUGUUAAGGAUUCCAAGUAACUCUUAAUUGGAAAGAAGACGAUCUGCACUUAUAUUUUGGUGUUGACAUUUAAUUUUAGGGUCCUUUAUAUAGAAGGGAGAGUAGGUACCUGAUUUUUUUUUUUUUUAGCAGGGUUUGACAAUCUUUGGCAGAUUGGAGCAAAAGAUUGGGGUGCAUUUCCUGCCUCCUUUUGAGAGUCUUGUCACUCAGGCUGUAGUGCAGUGGCUCAAUCUUGGCUGCAACCUCAGCCUCCCAAGUAGCUGGGAUUACAAAUGUGUAAGCCAUCACGCCCAGCCCUCAUACCUCUUUUAAACGCCCUGUUUCGCAGAAAGUCUGCUGUUUUGUACUAAGGCUUUGGAAUUCGGCAUUUAGCUAGGAAUGCACAUUCUUUCACCUCAUUCACACUUUAAGAACCACAGAAGUGACUCUGCUUGGCCAGAAGGCACACGGUGUUAGUGGGUAUAUUAAAAGUCCUUGAGUAUUUUGCUUUUGUAUUUUUCGUUUUUUUGAGACAGAGCCUCGUUUGUCUCCCAGGCUGGAGUGCAGUGGCAUGAUCUCGCUCAUUGCAACCUCCGCCUCCCAGGUUCAGGCGAUUCUCCUGUCUCGGCCUCCUAAGUCGCUGGGACUACAGGCGUGUAGCACCACACCUGGCUAAUUUUUGUAUUUUUAGUAGAGAUGAAGUUUCACCAUAUUGGCCAGGCUGGUCUCAACAUGACCUCGUGAUCUGUCUGCCUCGGCCUCCUAAAGUGCUGGGUUUACAGGCGUGAGCCACCCUGCCCUGCCACUUUUGUAUAAUUUCUAAUGUAUUUGUAAUUUACCUAACAUUGCCUCAUCUGCUAUGUUAAUGUAUUUAUGAAUUAAAAUAAAUAUGACUACAUGUUUGUGGUUCAUUUUUAUGGAAAUGGCUGUGGUGACAUCAGCCAAGAAUCUAUGAAUGGUACUGCUGAAGGAAACUAGCAUGAUAGCUUCAGUUCUAAAGGCCCUAAAACCUAGUCUCAGGUGGGUCCCCCUUGGGUUCACUUUAUGUUGGCAGUUUAUUGGGAAAAUGGAUGUUAGGUCCUGACCAAUAGGACCAUAAGUUUGGGUUGAGUGCAAGAUGAGUUGUUAGACGGAUUCUUUACCUUCCUGCAAUGUAGUGGAGGAAAAAUCGAUGGUAGCAAUGGGAGGUUGUGGUAUCCCUCGCUGAUUUGUAUGAGCCUUUACUACCUGGUGCACCUCAGCCUGAAGAUUGCCAGAAUUGCUUGCCUCAUGACGUGAGUCAUAAUGGAAACUGUCAAGCCCCCUGCAUGGGCUGCCAACAUAAAUGUUCAGUACCCUGAAGGGGGAUCAUCUAGAAGCUACACGAACGCUUAAGAUCUUGGAGGAAGACAGCAGAGAGAGAGAGAGAGAUCAGAGAUCCCAGCGUUAAAAGUUGGAGAAAUUUCACAGUACAUCAUCCAAAAGAGGAGCUCAUGAUGGAGGCAGAGGACAGGAAGAUGUCACCCAAGCGCAUAGCUAAAAGAAAGUCCCCCCCAGCAGAUGCCAUCCCCAAAAGCAAGAAGGUGAAGGACGCGAGGGCCGCCGCCUCCCGCCGCGUUCCUGGCGCCCGCUCCUGCCAAGGUGCCUACAGGCCGAGCCCUCCUGACCAGAAAACCCGACCAGUAUCACACAGGUCCCACAGCACAGAACCCGGCUUGGUGCUGACACUAGGCCAGGGCGACGUGGGCCAGCUGGGGCUGGGUGAGAAGGUGAUGGAGAGGAAGAAGCCGGCCCUGGUAUCCAUUCCAGAGGAUGUUGUGCAGGCUGAGGCUGGGGGCAUGCACACCGUGUGUCUAAGCAAAAGUGGCCAGGUCUAUUCCUUCGGCUGCAAUGAUGAGGGUGCCCUGGGAAGGGACACAUCAGUGGAGGGCUCGGAGAUGGUCCCUGGGAAAGUGGAGCUGCAAGAGAAGGUGGUACAGGUGUCAGCAGGAGACAGUCACACAGCAGCCCUCACCGAGGAUGGCCGUGUCUUCCUCUGGGGCUCCUUCCGGGACAAUAACGGUGUGAUUGGGCUGUUGGAGCCCAUGAAGAAGAGCAUGGUGCCCGUGCAGGUGCAGCUGGAUGUGCCUGUGGUAAAGGUGGCCUCAGGAAACGACCACUUGGUGAUGCUGACAGCUGAUGGUGACCUCUACACCUUGGGCUGCGGGGAACAGGGCCAGCUAGGCCGUGUGCCUGAGUUAUUUGCCAACCGUGGUGGCCGGCAAGGCCUUGAACGACUCCUGGUCCCCAAGUGUGUGAUGCUGAAAUCCAGAGGAAGUCGGGGCCACGUGAGAUUCCAGGAUGCCUUUUGUGGUGCCUAUUUCACCUUUGCCAUCUCCCACGAGGGCCACGUGUACGGCUUUGGCCUCUCCAACUACCAUCAGCUCGGAACUCCGGGCACAGAAUCUUGCUUCAUACCCCAGAACCUAACAUCCUUCAAGAAUUCCACCAAGUCCUGGGUGGGCUUCUCUGGUGGCCAGCACCAUACAGUCUGCAUGGAUUCGGAAGGAAAAGCAUACAGCCUGGGCCGGGCUGAGUAUGGGCGGCUGGGCCUUGGAGAGGGUGCUCAGGAGAAGAGCAUACCCACCCUCAUCUCCAGGCUGCCUGCUGUCUCCUCGGUGGCUUGUGGGGCCUCUGUGGGGUAUGCUGUGACCAAGGAUGGUCGUGUUUUCGCCUGGGGCAUGGGCACCAACUACCAGCUGGGCACAGGGCAGGAUGAGGACGCUUGGAGCCCUGUGGAGAUGACGGGCAAACAGCUGGAGAACCGUGUGGUCUUAUCUGUGUCCAGCGGGGGCCAACAUACAGUCUUACUAGUCAAGGACAAGGAACAGAGCUGAUGGAGCCCCUGAGGACCUGGCUUCUGUCCCGCACAACCUCCCUCACAGAACAGGGAAGCAGUGACAGCUGCAGAUGGCAGCGGGCCUCUCCCCAGCCCUGAGCACUGUGUCAGCUCCUGCCUUUUCUCAUCAGCAGAACAGAAUCCUUUUCCUCUUUUUCUUCCUCCCUUUGGAAUUUUCCUGGGACCUACAGAAUAAAGGGGGAGAUGGACAGGGGGUUUUCAGAAGGAGCAUGGCUCACUCAGAGCUGUAUGGUUAGACAUUUCUCCCCUUUUCCCUACCUUCCAUGGUCCUGGUUAGCCCUGGCUUUGCCUACUAGAAAAACAAAACUUCCCCCCUGGGGUUUGGUACCCACUCUGAAAAGCUGGGGCUCCAUCAAGCCCCAUUCUAGUCAUGUGCCCCUUUCCUGUCCCUGACAGUCCACAGGCAAACAAAUGGUACAGUCAUAAGAGCCAUCUGUCAUGGACCCACGCCCAGAGGAUCGUGCAGAAAAAAGCAGAGCUGCAUGGCUGUGGGCAACUCUAAGCCAAAUAUUUGGCUCAGAACAGGUGUCCAUGGGACAAAAAAGAACAAUCCUCCACUUGACCAAGAAAAAAGUGAUUCUCCCAGAAGCACAAAGCAUACUCUUGCCCCUCAGGUGUUGCCUGUGUACAUCGUACCCAUCCAUUGGCUUCACCUGCAGCCAAGGGCCUAGACUUGCAAAGAGAAGCCACGCUGGGGAGAGCAGAGCAGGGUAUGGGGUGGGGAGAGAGGGUGGAGGGUUUUGUAAACAAACUUAACAGCAAUAUUGAAAGGGGGGGGGGAUUGAGGGAGGGAUAGAGUGUUGGAGGGACAGAGACUAGUCCUGAGACGGAAACAGCAACUUGUACAGUGGCUGAGAAAAUAGGAUAUAGUUUUGAUUUUUUUAAUUGUAAAAUAUUUUGGAGGGAGAACAAAAUCUUUUAACAUUUUGAAUAAAUUUAGAGUUUUAUAAAAUA